UAACCAGAGGCGAUGGGCUGCGUUCAAAGCUUCAGAGAACUGUGUGACCGUCAAAAAAAUACUAAUGUUCGCCUGAGUCUUCCAGCAGUUUGCAUCGUGUGGCAAACGGCCAUGAUCAUCCUGUUCGGGGUUUUUAUCCGUUACAAUGAAGAAUCGGACACACACUGGAUAGAGCACCGAAAAGCUAACAAUAUAUCAAGUGACAUUGAGAACGACUUCUACUUCAGAUACCCAAGUUUUCAGGAUGUCCACGUGAUGAUCUUCGUCGGAUUUGGCUUCCUGAUGACGUUCCUGAAGCGGUACAGCUUCGGUGCUGUCGGUUUCAACUUCCUCAUCGCAGCCUUCGGCCUCCAGUGGGCGCUGCUGAUGCAAGGCUGGUUCCACUCCCUGGACUACACGGAUGGAAAGAUCAAAAUAGGAAUUGAAAACCUGAUCAACGCUGACUUCUGUGUGGCCGGAUGCUUAAUCGCCUACGGGGCGGUGCUGGGUAAAGUCAGUCCGGUCCAGCUGAUGGUUAUGACUCUGUUUGGGAUCACGUUGUUUGCUGUGGAGGAAUAUAUUAUCCUGAACCUCAUUCAUGCCAGAGAUGCUGGAGGCUCCAUGGUGAUCCACACAUUUGGAGGUUAUUACGGUCUUUCCAUCUCGUGGAUGCUCUAUCGGCCGAACCUGGACCAGAGCAGUCGCCUGCAGGGCUCCUGCUACCACUCGGAUGUCUUUGCAAUGAUUGGCACCCUCUUCCUGUGGAUGUUCUGGCCCAGCUUCAACUCAGCCAUCACAGACCACGGGGACGGGCAGCACAGAGCCGUCAUCAACACCUACCUGGCUUUGGCCGCGACUGUGCUCACCACUGUGGCCAUCUCGAGCCUCUUCCAGAAGCACGGCAAACUAGACAUGGUUCACAUCCAGAACUCCACUCUUGCCGGAGGCGUCGCAGUGGGAACUGCUGCAGAGUUCAUGCUGAUGCCUUAUGGGUCUCUGAUCGUUGGCUUCUGCUGUGGUACCAUCUCCACACUGGGAUAUAUCUACCUCACGCCGUUCAUGGAGAAGUACCUGAAGAUCCAGGACACAUGUGGAAUCCAUAACCUGCAUGCCAUGCCGGGGGUCAUAGGUGGAAUUGUGGGGGCCAUUACUGCCGCAGCCGCAACAGAGUCAGUCUACGGCAAGGAAGGGCUGAUCAACACCUUCGACUUUGAGGGUGCUUUCAAAGACAUGGUGCCCAUGCGGCAGGGUGGCCACCAGGCUGCAGGCCUCUGCGUGGCUAUCUGCUUUGGUGUAGGCGGAGGCAUCCUAGUCGGCUGUAUCUUAAGGUUACCUAUCUGGGGAGACGCAGCAGAUGACAACUGUUUUGAUGACGAGCCGUACUGGGAGCUACCUGAUGAUGAAGAGAGCGUCCCACCGAUCCUUCAGUACAACAACCACAUGCGGAACAAAGAUGUAGAGGAUUCAAAUUUCACCAUGGAGGCCGUGAGGACUUGAUCCUGGUGGCUCCCUGUUUUCUACACACGUGAUCCGUUUGUUCCUUUUUAUUCUCCUGCUGGACAAAAAAAUAUUCAUCUCAUGCAAUUAAUUGCCCGCCAAUCAAAACCAGUUAUUUUUUUCAUACAGUAAAUUAAUUUGCCUAGAAUCUAGCCUUGAUAUCUGUUUGUUCGUCUCAAUUGAAAAAUUAAAUAUGAGCAGAGUAUUAGUUUUUUUCUGUUUUCUAAUAUAUUUAUUUUCAGAUUAAAUCGGUUAAUAUUCAAUCAAAUAUUUAUAUAAAUAUUCUAUUAAAUAUGUGACAUCAUCGUCGUUUAUAGGUGGAGUGUUUUCCCUUGUUUCACAAAUGAGAAAACUUUAUCUUGUUUCACAUAAAACAAGAUAUAAUGGAGUUAAAUAUGGUAUAAAUCCAUUAUAUGGCAACACGGUCCCUUUAGGCAGUUGAGGGCAAAAUAUUAUAAAAUGACAUUUGCUUCAGACCCGGUUGAGUUGCACUGUGAAGAUUUUCCGCUGGAGCUUUUUUUUACAUCCUGUAUUUUUCUUGAUUUCACGUUUUCACGCUGUGUGUCACGUUGCCAUUAGAUGCAUUAACACCAGAACUUUACUGAUUAUUUAGUGUGUCUUCAUGGAGAACUUUUAUAUUGAGAGUUAUGAUUAUGGACUUUUAAUAAUAAGAGCUGUGACUGAAGUUAUGCUGUGACAUUUAAAAAAAAAAAAAAAAAGGAAAAAAAAGGAUGUUUAUCAACACUUUACUUUAACCCUGCUCUCUGAGAAUUCAUGCACUUCAUAAGGACUUGAUAAAUGGUUUGUAAGACACUAUAAUGUGUUAGUAAGAGCAAAAACACUUAGUUAUAGUGCUGAGAAAUACACUGAAACUACAAACAAGUGUUUUAUAAACCACCUCUUCAAUAUUUAGAUAUUAAUCAUAAAUGCUAAAAAAAAAAAAAAGGGU
Messenger RNA from Acanthopagrus latus (yellowfin seabream), 2425 nucleotides. It is a transcript of the gene rhcgb, whose product is annotated as Rh family, C glycoprotein b. Gene Ontology annotation, cellular component: plasma membrane. The record is from RefSeq and is a predicted model, not a curated record. Bases 13 to 1476 code for a protein of 487 amino acids. Gene Ontology annotation, biological process: ammonium transmembrane transport; ammonium homeostasis. Gene Ontology annotation, molecular function: ammonium channel activity. The transcript has 11 exons. Lineage: Eukaryota; Metazoa; Chordata; Actinopteri; Spariformes; Sparidae.